AUGGAAUCUGAAGGUGUGGCUAUAGCGGAACAGAAAGACCGAGGUCUUAAGAGUAAAGCAUUAAGAGAUAUCAUUAAUGGGUCUAUAGCUGGUGCGUUUGGUAAAACGAUUGAAUAUCCAUUCGAUACUGUGAAAGUCAGAUUACAAACCCAGGAUGCCAAAGUUUUCCCCACUACUUGGUCCUGUAUCAAGUAUACUUAUAAAAAUGAAGGUAUAUUGAGAGGAUUCUUUCAAGGUAUAGGGUCUCCAGUUUUUGGUGCCUCACUGGAAAAUGCUGUGCUAUUUGUUUCUUAUAAUCAGUGUUCGCAAUUGUUAGAGAGACAUUCUAAAGUCAGUCCACUACAACAGAUUUUACUGUCAGGUGCUUUGGCUGGCUCUUGCGCUAGCUUAGUGCUUACACCGGUUGAAUUAGUCAAAUGUAAACUACAAGUCUCCAAUUUACAAAAUUCAAUAAAUGGAGUAAAGAAACCUACGAAGAUCAUACCGACAAUUAAAACUGUUCUUCAAGAAAGAGGGUUCCUAGGUUUAUGGCAAGGACAAUCAGGUACCUUCAUCAGAGAAUCAUUUGGUGGUGUAGCAUGGUUCUCAACGUAUGAGAUAUUGAAGAAUUACCUGAAGGAUAGGCACGAAGAUGGUAGGGAUAGUGAUACUUGGGAACUACUUCUCAGUGGUGCAACUGCGGGUUUGGCGUAUAACGCCAGUAUCUUUCCAGCGGAUACAUUGAAAUCAAUGAUGCAAACUGAAAAUAUUGGUCUUCUUCAGUGCGCCAAGAGAGUUAUUGCCACAUCCGGCAUAGCUGGGUUUUACCGUGGGCUGGGAAUAACUCUGAUUAGAGCUGUCCCAGCAAAUGCUGCUGUUUUUUAUACCUACGAAAGCCUUUCGAAACUAAUUUAA
This is a messenger RNA of Torulaspora delbrueckii, 894 nucleotides long. RefSeq names its product Ort1p (gene ORT1). The coding region runs from base 1 to 894 and encodes 297 amino acids. The record is from RefSeq and is a predicted model, not a curated record. NCBI's taxonomy places the organism in Eukaryota, Fungi, Ascomycota, Saccharomycetes, Saccharomycetales, Saccharomycetaceae. Gene Ontology annotation, biological process: mitochondrial L-ornithine transmembrane transport. Gene Ontology annotation, molecular function: L-ornithine transmembrane transporter activity. The transcript has a single exon.